This is a messenger RNA of Microtus ochrogaster (prairie vole), 3451 nucleotides long. RefSeq lists its product as uncharacterized. NCBI's taxonomy places the organism in Eukaryota, Metazoa, Chordata, Mammalia, Rodentia, Cricetidae. Gene Ontology annotation, biological process: regulation of transcription by RNA polymerase II. The record is from RefSeq and is a predicted model, not a curated record. Gene Ontology annotation, molecular function: RNA polymerase II cis-regulatory region sequence-specific DNA binding; DNA-binding transcription factor activity.
GCAGCGCGCGUCCCGGAAGUCAUUUUUUACGCUUCGUUUACUACUUGGGGGGAUCCUUGUGAUGGUCUGGUCUGGACCACUUUGUGUUCGGCUGACUCCAAUCCUCUUUGAGAAGACACCUAGGCACAUCAGAAAUGGAGCCAGUGACCUCUGAGGAUGUUGCUGUGAACUUCACAGUAGAAGAGUGGGCAUUGUUGGAUUCUACUCAAAAGAAGCUCUACAGUGCUGUGAUGGAAGAAACAUUUUUAAACCUGAUCUUCAUAGAGAAAGCACUAGAAGAAAAUAUUGAAGAGGACUACAAAGAUCUCAGCAGAAAUACAAGAACUCUGGUGAUUGAGAAAGACUGUGGAUAUGAAUGCAAUAGUGAGUGUGAUAAGAACCAGAAACCUAUUACAGAGACUAUCAUCAAUAAAGACGUGCACCCAGGAGUAAGAGUUCAUCAAAGUUCAUUGCAUGUAAAAAACAUCAUUUGUCAUUCAUCCUCACAUGGGUAUCUCAGAGAACAACCUCGAGGGAUACGAUCUGUAUGUAAGGAAGCUAUGGCAAAAGACUUUAUACAUCAGAAACAUUGGAAACUCAUUAGUCAUUCUGAAUCACCUCUGGAACUGGAAACUUCUCCUAAGGAGAAACCCUGCAAAGAUCAACAAUGUAGUGAGUCCUGUAGGAGUCUCUGUUUUGAUCAGCCUCAGGAGAGAGCUCACACUGGAGAUAAACUCAAUGAGAAUGACUUAACAAGAUGCACAUAUGGCCAGAAUGAUGAAGGAAUCAAUAAAGAAGGGAGACCAUUUGUAUGUAAACUCUGUGAAGAAUCAGUCAUUCAUUCCAGUAACCUUAUCAGCCAGGAAAAAAGUCAUAUUGGAGAGAAAAGGUACAUUUGUAGUCAGUGUGGCAAAACAUUUAGUUAUGCAAAAUGUUUUGAAAACCAUGAAGUAACUCACAGUAGAGAGAAGCCUUGUGCUUGUAAACAUUUUGGAAAAGCCUUCACACAAUACAGUUAUCAUAACAAUAAUGAAAGUAGUCAUGUUGGAAAGAAUCCCUAUGCAUGUAGACAUUGUGGGAAAGCCUUCACCAGUUCCUCUUACCGAAACAUUCAUGAAAGAAUUCACACUGGAGAAAGGCCUUAUGCUUGUAACUAUUGUGGAAAAGCUUUCACCAGUUCAGCUUAUUGUAAUAUUCAUGAAAGAAUUCACAGUGGAGAAAAGCCUUAUGUCUGUAAGCAUUGUGGAAAAGCCUUCAGUGACCUAAGUCGCCGUAGCAGACAUGAACGGAGUCACACUGGAGAGAACCCUUAUGCAUGUAAGUUUUGUGGGAAAGCCUUCAGUGACUCCAGUCGUCGUAACAGGCAUGAAAGGAUUCACACAGGAGAGAAGCCUUAUACAUGUAAGUAUUGUGGGAAAACUUUCACUAAUUUUAGUUCAUGCAAAGGUCAUGAAAGAGUUCACACUGGAGAGAAGCCUUAUGUGUGUAAGCAUUGUGGAAAAGCGUUUACCCGCUCCAAUCAACUGCAUGCUCAUGAAAGAGUUCACACUGGAGAGAAGCCUUAUGCAUGUAAACAUUGUGGAAAAACCUUCAAAACUUCUACUUGUCGAAACUUGCAUGAAAAAAUUCACACUGGAGAGAAAGACUUUGUCUGUAAAACAUGUGGGAAACUGUUCAUUCAGUCUAGUGAUCUUAACAAGCACGAAAGAGUUCACUCCAAAGACAAGCCCUAUGCAUGUACGCAUUGUGGAAAAUCCUUCAGUGACUCCAGUAGUCGUUACAGACAUGAAAGGCGUCACACGUGAGAAAAGCCUUAUGUGUGGAGCCUUGUUGAAAAACCAAUUUCAGUUUGUGUAAGACUUCUGAAAGACUCCAUACUUGAGAGAAGCCUCAUGAUGUGAGCAUUGUGGAAAAGCCUUCAUCCACUACAGUCAUCUGAACAUUCAUGAAAUGAUUUACACUAGAGACAAGCCUAACUCAUGGAAACAUUGUGGAAAAACCUUCAACACUUCUGCUUGGUCUAACUUGCAUGAAAGAAAUCACACUGGAGAGAAACCUCCUGUGUUUAAAACAUGAGGGUUCAUUUAGUCUAGUGAUUUUAAAAGCCAUGAAAGAGUUAACUCAAAAAACAAAAACAGGCCUUAUGCAUGUAAGAAUUGUCAAAAAGCCUUCAGCUGCUCUGGUCAUCUUACCAGACAUGAAAUGCUUCACACUAGUUGGUAGCCUAAUGCUGCUGGUUAGCACUGUGGAUAACCUUCACUAUUUCCACUUUGCCCAAAAGUAAUAAAAACAUUCACAUUGGAGAGAAACCCUCUGUUCAUAAACAUUUGGAAAACUAUUUCUUUGUUCUUACUUUAUCAAAUAUAAACUAUCUCACAUUGGUGAGGAACCUGACCAAUAUUAGCAGUGUGGGAAAGCCUUCACCACUUCCAGUUUCUGUAACCCUCAUGUAAGAAUUUAAACAGGAAAGAGGUCUAAUGCAUGUAUGCAUUCAAAUAUUGUUAAAAGCCUUCAUAAGUUUCUGUUUCCAUGAAGUUCUAAGAAUCUACCCUAGAGACAGAUCUUACGUGUAUAAUCACAUAAUCCUUUAGCAGCCGCACUUCUUAUUAUAUUCAUUUUCCCCCCAACUGGGGAAAACUUUUAUGUUUUUAACAAAUGUGGGGAAAAUGUUCACAAUUUUUAAAAACCCUAUCCUCUUAAACAAUCUGUUCCUGAAUUUCCAUGUUUCAGACCUAUGGUCAAACCCAAAAUGAUCUCACAGUGAAAGCUGCAAUGUGCAAACUUUGUGACAGUGCAUUGGUCAAAUUACUUCCUUUGUGAGAUAUGGAAGAAGAAUGUGAUUGGAACAUGAGAUGCCUCAGCUGGUAAUGGUUCUUGCCAGAAGAUGCGAUUAUCUCAAUUCCCUCAUUGGAUCUUGCAUGGUGGAAAUAGAUACUCAGUUCCUGAAAGUUGUCUCCUGAGAAUCAAAUGCAUGCUUCCUAAUGAACACAGAAAGAAAAAUACAAAUGAGUAAAGAAUGAUAUGUUCAUAGCAGUAGAGGCAUAACUGACAAAUACAGUGUUUUAAUGUGGAAAGAUACAGAUUGUGAGACCUGCAAAAGUGUAAUGUUAAUGCCCAAUAUUUUGCUAUACGUAGCAUGCAAACCACUUGCAUUAUGAACAGUACCUAUAUUUCGUUGUUUUUGGUUUUUGGUUCUGUUUUUAACUGUGGCUAUGGCAGUAGCUUUGAAAGCAGGUAUAGUACUGGUGUGCUUGGGAACUUUGUUCUCAUUGGUGGAACAGUUUGAGGACAAUUAGACAGUAUGGCCUGUGGUGAAUAUUUGUCACUCUCAGCGAGUUUGAGAUUUCAAGACAAGCCACUCCUAGUCUACUCCCUCUGCCUCCUGGUUGUAUAUUAUCAUGUGAGUCCUGACAUCAGGCCUUUACUCCUGAAGAGAUCCUGAUACUCUGCAGCGUCAAGCCCAUUGUAACAC